CAAACAGUGAUGACCGGCUCCUCUCUCACAUCUCUCAUGUAGCUGAGAGCCAAGAUCACAAAGGAGGCAAACAAGUAGACUCAGGAUCAACUAGCAAUACAGAGCCAAAACGACAGAAGAGACAUCGUAAAAGUAAAAGUCACAGUAACAAUGUAUGUAACACUACCAUGUCAAAGUUUCAGACUCACAAAGGUAAAAAGAUUUUGAAGUGUGACACUUGUGGAAAAGCUUUUAAGUAUAUUUCCCAAUUGAAUAGACACCUGACAAUCCACACAGAUGAGAAACCGUAUUCAUGUAACUCUUGUGAAAAAAGAUUCUCAUUGCCAGCUGCAUUAACCCUGCAUAUGAAAGUCCACACCGGUGAGAAGCCGUACCCCUGCAACACUUGUGGGAGAAGAUUUACUCAAAUGGCAAAAGUGAAAAGGCACAUGAGAACACAUACAGGUGAGAAGCCAUACCCAUGUAACAGUUGUGAGAAAAGAUUUUCUCAUCUGCACGCAUUAAAAGCGCAUACGAGGAUCCACACAGGUGACAGGCCGUACCCAUGUAACACUUGUGAGAAAAGAUUUAUUUAUCCGCACGCAUUAAAAACGCAUAUGAGAAUCCACACAGGUGAGAGGCCGUACCCAUGUAACAUUUGUGAGAAAAGAUUUACUUAUCCGCACGCAUUGAAAACACAUACGAGAAUCCACACAGGUGAGAGGCCGUACCCAUGUAACAUUUGUGGGAAAAGAUUCUCUGUGACGAGCGCAGUGAAAGUGCAUAUGAGAGUCCACACAGGUGAGAAGCCGUACACAUGUAACACUUGUGAGAAAAAAUUCGCUCAGCUGACCGUAUUACAAAUGCAUAUGAGAGUCCACACAGGUGAGAAGCCAUACUCAUGUAACAUUUGUGAGAAAAGAUACUCUCAAACGGGCCAAUUAAAAUAUCAUAUGAGAACACACACAGGUGAGAGGCCAUACUCAUGUAAAAUUUGUGAGAAAAGAUUCUCUCAAACGGGCACAUUAAAACGUCAUAUGAGAGUCCACACAGGUGAGAAGCCGUACCCACGUAAUUCAAUUCAGUUCAAUUCAGUUUUAUUUACAUAGUGCCAAAUCACAAGAAAAGGCAUAUCAGGGCACUCUUCAGACGUUGCAGGAUUCAGUUGUAGUGAUUCAUUGAUAAAACAUGCAAGAACAUAUAAUGGCAGCACAUGUUGACAAAAAACAAUCCAUGAACAGGACAAACACUUGAGCCGAAACUCUUGUAUGCAAGUGUUCACCAACAUCUUUGUAAAUUAAUAUAAAACAUUCUCCAUGAAGAGGGGUUCAGAAUAUCUUCAUGUAAGUUGUACACUGUCAACAAUGCUUUUUUUUCUUCAUGUUACUGUUGACAAAAACAUUUGUAUUUUUUCUAGGUUCGAGAUAAACUUUUUGUUGUCAAAAGUUUUUUAUUAACAAUAAAAUAUUUUUUUCAUGAUGGCUUUUCAAACUGA
This is a messenger RNA of Thunnus maccoyii (southern bluefin tuna), 1474 nucleotides long. RefSeq names its product zinc finger protein 879-like. The transcript has a single exon. Gene Ontology annotation, molecular function: DNA-binding transcription activator activity, RNA polymerase II-specific; RNA polymerase II cis-regulatory region sequence-specific DNA binding. The coding region runs from base 168 to 1088 and encodes 306 amino acids. Gene Ontology annotation, biological process: regulation of transcription by RNA polymerase II. NCBI's taxonomy places the organism in Eukaryota, Metazoa, Chordata, Actinopteri, Scombriformes, Scombridae. The record is from RefSeq and is a predicted model, not a curated record. Gene Ontology annotation, cellular component: nucleus.